AUGAGUUCCGUUUAAAAAGAAUUAGACAAUUCAAAUUGCAAUGGAAGAGGAUUAUAUUUUGAUUAAACUUGCUAAUGUGAUUUAGGGUAUUUUGGUGCUCAAUGCUCAGUAAAAUUAGAAGAAAUUCAUGUCAUUUCUUAUUUCACAUUUAUUGGAUUAUUUCUAAUCCUUUUUAUCUUGCUACUACUUUUUACUGUGAAGCAACUUCAAUAUUCACUCAAUAUCAAUUAAAUUCCAUAGUUUCAAAGGUAGAAAAUAACGACUAUUAUUUUUAGAGGAUUAGGAUAUCUUAAGCAUUUUUUAAGCUCACCUUUGAAUUGCAUAUUGUGUUUAACCAUAUUGUUCAAUGUUCUGAAAAUUUUAUGGCUCUCCUUAGAUCCAUUAAAACCAUUUGUAACUUUUUAUAUUAAAGCAGGAUGGCGAUAAAAGAGUCUAUGAAAGAAUCCUAGCAGAAGUUGUAUACACUAUCCUAUUUUAUAUAUAUGGUAUCUUACUUAUGGUCUGGUAUACAAUGUAUGAUGAAAUUUCAUUCAAUAUUUCAGAAAGAAAUAACAACUCAAAAUCUCAAUUAGUACUUAGCGAUGAAUUUAAAAUUGAAACAAGAAAAUGGGUAUUCGUAUAUUACAAAGAUGUAAUGAAAAUUAGACUUUUUUUUGUAUUAUUGAUACAAUUAGCAAUUAGUACAUUAAAUGGUAACAUAAAAAUCUAAAUAGGAUUAAGAUUAAGUUAGAAAUAUUAGACAAUACUUUAUAUAGCAUAUGCAAUUUUGCUAUUAAAUUUUAUGUAAAUAAAAAUAUAAAUUUAAAGUUCCUUUAUAUUUGAAUUUUAUCUGUAUGGAAAAUCUCUAAAUAAUUGCAUAGAGUCACAAUUAAGAAGAUUAGACAAGGAUUCUAUAGAGUAAGAACAGGUGGUUUAAGAAAUACUUGUGCAAGCAAAUUAAUAACAAUAAGUAAAUAAAAUUAAAAAUUUUUAAAGAUAGUAUUUUCUAAAAAUUUUCUGGAAUUAUAAGAAGUGGAAAAAAUAAAAUCACCAGAAACCCAAGAUUAAUAGAUCUUGAGAUUUAGUUCUUAAAGUGAAAGUGAGGAGAAUAAUGAGUAGAUUUAAACAUCAAGAGCGAUUGUUUCUCUUGAAAAAUAAAAACUUUCCAAUAAAAAAAAGUCUGUCUCCUUUAGAAAGUAAUAAAACAUAAAAAAUGAAAUCUCAGAUUAAUAGAAAAAUAUUGAAAGUUAACAAGAUUUUGAAAUAAAUAAGGAAUUACAGAGAUCUCACUUGAAGACUAUAGUAAGUGAAGAAUCAUUCAGUUCUAAAGAAGGGGGAAUUCAUCUGAAAGUGAAUUCUUGUUUACUGAAUGAGGAUGAUAAUGCUUAAGAAAAUAUUAAGUGGGAUUUAGAUUAAAAUAGAUAAAACAUAAAGGAGAUUAAGAAAAUGUAAAUAAAAGUAGUAGAGAAAACAAAAUAGUAAGUAAAUGAAAUAAAGAAAUAUAAAAAAGCAAAUCUAAAAGUUUAGAAUAAGGAUGUAUUUUUUGAUAAUUAAUAAUAAAAUGAUGAUCGAAAAACAAAGGUAUAAUAGGGAGAAGAUUAUCAAAUAGAAAUAUAAAACUAAUAAAAAUAAAUAAGAACAGCUAAUCUAAAUGCAGAUAAGAAGGUCAUAAUAAAGAUAUAAUUGUUAAUUUAUGCAGGAGUAUUCUUAGAAAUUUGUUUUGGGGGAUUGUCAAUAGUGAUUUUAUUAACAGAUUUAUUAAAAACACCUGCAGGUAAAGUAAUCAUAAAAAAAAUGUAGGUACACUUUGUUAUUUGUACAUUUCAGCUAUGUUGUAAUAUUUAUCUUUGAUUACAGUACUGAAAUUAUUUAGAGAUGUAAGAAGCCAAGAAGUUUUGAAUUUAAUUUGGAUACAAAAAGUUGGUAAUGGGAAGAAUAAAAUAAACUAAAAAUAUUUUUUUACUAUUCCAAGAAAAUAAACAAGAAUGGAUGAUUCAAAGAAAAAAUUUGAAAAAAGAAUCAAUAUGCAUAUCGGAUGA
This is a messenger RNA of Paramecium sonneborni, 2018 nucleotides long. The record is from the annotation of a GenBank genome assembly. Lineage: Eukaryota; Ciliophora; Oligohymenophorea; Peniculida; Parameciidae.